AUGAUUUUUAAUUUCAUUUUAUUGAUCAGAUGCGAAUCAAAUGGUAUUUUCAAGAAAUACUUCAAUGAAAAUAUAGUCGAAUUUGAUGUCAGUGGAAGUUCCAAACAGUACAUAAAUGGUAGUUUGCAAUUAACUAAACCUGAAUACGCUAUUUAUCAAUGGGAUAAAGGAUAUGAUUGGUGUUCAACUUGUGAGCAAUCCUAUGAUAAACAUCCAUACAUUACUUUCUCACUGAAGUCGAAGAAAAUUAAAUUUAAUAAAUAUUAUAUUCGUGCAGGCUGCUGCUAUGGCAAUUGCUGCUGCGAAGAUGACUCUAAUCGUUAUUGCGCUGACUGUUGCCUCUAUUCUUGGUCGCUUCAGAUAUCAAACGACAACAGAAUUUGGAAAGAUGUUCACAAGAUAGAAAAAGACAACCACAUGCGCCGCUGCAAUGAGAAGACGUACGACUUGGAUAGCUCUUACGAGGCUAGAUUCGUCCGUGUUAUUCAGAACGAGCCAUGCCCAGGAAAUCCUCCAUGCAUCGCAAUCAACAAAUUUGAGAUUUUCGGAGAUGUUUUGACUGAUGAUUCUCAGGAAGAUUUCGUUUCUUUCCACGAUGAUGACGAUGAUGUCAGCAUCAUAGGACAUAUCUCUAAAAAUAUGCAGAAGUAA
Molecule: messenger RNA, 651 nt
Organism: Trichomonas vaginalis G3
Lineage: Eukaryota; Parabasalia; Trichomonadida; Trichomonadidae
Exons: 1
Coding region: 1-651 (216 amino acids)
Source: RefSeq, a predicted model, not a curated record